Salvelinus namaycush (lake trout) is the source of this 9301-nucleotide messenger RNA. Its product is annotated as misshapen-like kinase 1. Lineage: Eukaryota; Metazoa; Chordata; Actinopteri; Salmoniformes; Salmonidae. The record is from RefSeq and is a predicted model, not a curated record. Gene Ontology annotation, biological process: protein phosphorylation. The coding region runs from base 1012 to 4821 and encodes 1269 amino acids. Gene Ontology annotation, molecular function: protein kinase activity; ATP binding. The transcript has 30 exons.
GGCGCUGCCCAUGCGAUCACAGAUGCCAUAGAACAUAUACAAUGUUGAGUCCUCUGACUAUUCAUAUGGGCCAUACCAAAACAUGGCGAGGAAAUAAGUUUAUGCACUAUAUUUGUCGGAAAAUUACUUGCCUAGUCAUUGGUACCAACUACAAUAGCUAAAGUAUCUAUUUUAGAAGUACGAACCAGCUCCAUGACGCGUAUCGAUCGAGGGUCAAUUGGGACUGCACAGAAACUGUUUGUUUUUUCACGGUCGGUACAGGCAGUGCAAGGCGCGAUCACUGUCAACGCGAAAGGAAUGAAAGUUUGUGUACGGAUAUCGAACAUUUGACGUCGCUAGCCGUACAUUCCACAUUGAUCGCGCUGCUCGCCAUUUGCUACUUCAUUUGUGGAACAUUUUAAGUAUUUGCCAGAUGGGAAUUGCGAGUAGUUAUAAUCCAUGUAUAAGUACAAUAAAUCUUAUUUUUGAUUUGUGCGUGGGUAGCUAGCUAGCUAGCUAAUAGCGUUCAUGUUGUGGCAGACUGAAAAGUGACAGCUCUGCUGCGGACCACCUUUGUAUUACGCUGUUAUUAUCUAGCCUGCUAAUUUAGCAAGCUAGUUAUCUACUUGUUUAAUCUCACAAACAUUAACAUUAUAAUUGCAUUGUAUUUGUAGUUAGAAGCAUUCGAAUUAUCUGUCGACGACCUUCAAACAGCAUAUACGCAGUGACGUUAUUGCCAAAAUGAACGCAGUAAGAGAGUGCAGCACACGAUUGGGUCUCUGUAACGCAAUUGAACUUAGUAUGCUAGCUAGAUAACUGCGUUUUACCUUGCCAUUUUUGCAACCAUUUGUUUAUGUUAGCUAGUUAAGCUAGCAAGUCAAGUCUCAUCAGGGAUUGAUGUUCUGAGCGGGACUUGACAGCUCAGGACACAGUUAAGUUAAACAUUGGGCCACCUGGAUUUUCUACUGGCUGCUGCUUUUAUUUUGUAGCUAAAUUAUUAGCUAACUAACGUUAGCUACGACUUUUGCCAGCAUGUCUGAAAACGCCACCACACGAAGCUUGGAUGACAUAGACCUCGCAGCUUUGAGGGACCCAGCAGGGAUCUUUGAGCUGGUGGAGGUGGUGGGAAAUGGGACCUAUGGACAGGUGUACAAGGGGCGUCACGUGAAGACAGGACAGUUGGCUGCAAUCAAGGUGAUGGACGUGACUGAGGAGGAAGAGGAAGAGAUCAAGGCUGAGAUCAACAUGCUGAAGAAGUACAGCCAUCACCGCAAUAUCGCCACCUACUACGGAGCCUUCGUCAAGAAGAGCCCACCUGGACAUGAUGACCAGCUCUGGCUGGUGAUGGAGUUCUGUGGGGCGGGCUCAGUGACAGACCUGGUAAAGAACACCAAGGGCAACUCUCUGAAGGAGGACUGGAUCGCUUACAUCUGCAGAGAGAUCCUCAGGGGCCUCUCGCACCUCCACCAACACAAGGUCAUCCACAGAGACAUCAAGGGCCAGAAUGUGCUGCUGACAGAGAACGCAGAGGUCAAACUCGUGGACUUUGGGGUGAGUGCUCAACUGGACAGGACCGUGGGGCGCAGGAACACCUUCAUCGGCACACCUUAUUGGAUGGCCCCUGAGGUCAUCGCCUGUGACGAGAACCCCGACUCCACCUAUGACUACAGGAGCGAUAUCUGGUCCCUGGGGAUCACAGCCAUAGAGACUGCAGAGGGAGCUCCUCCUUUGUGUGAUAUGCACCCUAUGAGAGCUCUGUUCCUCAUCCCAAGGAACCCCCCUCCCAAACUCAAGUCCAAGAAGUGGUCUAAGAAGUUUAUAGACUUUAUAGAGGGCUGCCUGGUGAAGACGUACACCAGCCGGCCAACCACAGAGCAGCUCCUGAAGCACUCGUUCAUCCGGGACCAGCCCACGGAGCGCCAGGUCCGCAUCCAGCUCAAAGACCACAUCGACCGCACACGCAAGAAGAGGGGCGAGAAGGAGGAGACCGAGUAUGAAUACAGUGGCAGUGAUGAGGAGGAUGAGAACCGUGGGGAAGACAGGGAGUCCAGUACCUCCAUCCUGAAUGUGCCGGGUGAGUCGACGUUGAGGCGGGACUUCUUGCGUCUUCAGCAAGAGAACAAGGAGCGCUCGGAGGCUCUGAAGAGACAGCAGGCCCAGCUGGCUGCUCAGCGUAGAGACCCAGAGGAACACAAGAGACAGCUGCUGCACGACCGACAGAAACGCAUCGAGGAGCAGAAAGAACAGCGCCGCCGCCUGGAAGAGCAACAGAGAAAAGAGCGAGAGAUGGUGAGACAGCAAGAAAAGGGCCCCCAUCGGAGACUUGACGAUAUAAGGAGGGAGGAGGAUAGGAGGCUGGCUGAGAGGGAGCAGGAGUACAAACGUAAGCAGCUGGAGGAGCAGAGGCAGUCUGAGCGUCUGCAGAGGCAGCUGCAGCAGGAGCAUGCCUACCUGGUGUCCCUGCAGCAGCAGCAACAGGACAAGAAGCCCCAGCCCCUCUACCACUACAGCAAGAACCUGGAGCCCAACAACAAGCCCGCAUGGGCCCGAGAGGUGGAGGAGCGCAGUAAGCUCAACAGGCAGGGCUCACCCAAAAUCUGCACCACUGUCUCUGACACUGCCAUCCAAUCACGCUCCGACUCCAUCAGCCAAUCCGGAGGGGGCCAGGCUACUCAGACCCCGCCUAUGCAGCGGCCUGUUGAACCUCAGGGGGGACAGGGCAAGUUCCAGAUGGCCCACUUGGUUCCGCUGAAGCCCUACGCUGCCCCUGUCCCCCGCUCCCAGUCCCUGUGUGACCAGCCCACUAAGACCAUGUCCGCCUUCCCCACUCAGGACCCAUCCCCUACCCCCACCCCCCGCCCCGUCCACUCCAGGGAGCUGGUCCGACAGAACUCCGACCCCACCUCCGAGAGCCCCGCCCCACAGCCUCGCACAAGGGAGGACCGCGGCCCCUUGAUCCGGCUGCCAGAGAUGGAGCAGCCGCCCAAGAUUCCCCAGAGGACAGCCUCCAUUGCCACAGCUCUCAACACCAACCUCUCGUCUGGCAUCAGGCAUCCAGUCAGAUCCAGCAACCCAGAUCUCAGCCGCAACGACCGCUGGGAGAGAGGAGAUAGCAUGCACCUUGUAUCCAAUCUGCCCCAGACUGGCUCUCUGGAGAGGCACCGCAUACUCAGCUCCUCCAAAAUGGACUCCCCCAUACUAGGCCAUGACGGGCGCAUGAAGGGGCACAAGCCAGGGGAGUCUCGCACCUCGUCCCGCCCCAGUCGCCCUGCUGACCAUGGGCUGUAUGCUAAGGAGCGCCCUGAGGAGCAGCCCAGACCUCCGUUGAAGGCCAACGACUACUCUUCAUCCUCAGAAGGCAGUGAGAGCAGUGAGGAGAGUGAGAGUGGAGAGGGGAAUGAGGAGGAGGACAGCCCCACAGACCGUCCCCGGGAUGCAGACUCUGACUCAGUCAACACCAUGGUGGUUCAUGAGGAGGAGGGGGAGGGAGGGGAGGAGGGGCAGGCUGGAGGCUACGGGGACCAGACCAUGCUGGUGCAGAGGACACCAGAGAAGCGGAGCCACAAUGGAUACACCAACCUGCCUGACGUGGUGCAGCCCUCCCACUCCCCCACUGACUCGGCCUCCCACUCCUCCCCUGGGAAAGACUCUGUCUAUGAUUAUCAGUCCAGGGGUCUAGUCAAGGCGUCAAGUGGCAAGUCCUCCUUCACCACCUUUGUCGACCUGGGCAUGUACCAACCACCAGGCCCUGUGGAUGCCAUCUCUGUGGGCAGCCUGGGCUCCAGGUUUGAGCAGCUGAAAAUGGAGGUGAGGAAAGGCUCCAUGGUGAAUGUGAACCCCACCAACACACGCCCCCACAGCGACACCCCCGAGAUCCGCAAGUACAAGAAGAGGUUCAACUCUGAGAUCCUCUGUGCUGCUCUCUGGGGUGUGAACCUGCUGGUGGGGACAGAGAACGGUCUGAAGCUGCUGGACCGUAGUGGUCAGGGGAAGGUCUACUCCCUCAUCAACUCCCGCAGGUUCCAACAGAUGGACGUCCUGGAGGGACUCAACCUGCUCAUCACCAUAUCAGGUAAGAAGAACAAGGUGCGUGUGUACUACCUGGCCUGGCUGAGGAACAAGAUCCUUCACAAUGACCCAGAGGUGGAGAAGAAGCAGGGCUGGACCACUGUAGGGGAGAUGGAGGGAUGUGUCCACUACAAAGUGGUGAAAUAUGAGAGGAUCAAGUUCCUGGUGAUAGCUAUGAAGAACGCGGUGGAGGUAUACGCCUGGGCUCCCAAGCCUUAUCACAAAUUCAUGGCCUUCAAGUCUUUUGGUGACCUGCCCCACAGGCCCCAGUUGGUUGACCUCACAGUGGAGGAAGGACAGAGGUUGAAGGUCAUCUACGGCUCCAGUGCUGGCUUCCACGCUAUCGAUGUCGACUCUGGGAACAACUAUGACAUCUACAUCCCAGUGCAUAUCCAGAUCCAGAUAAUGCCCCAUGCCAUCGUGUUCCUGCCCAGCUCAGACGGCAUGGAGAUGCUGCUGUGCUACGAGGACGAGGGAGUCUACGUCAACACCUACGGACGUAUCAUCAAAGAUGUGGUGCUGCAGUGGGGCGAGAUGCCCACCUCCGUUGCACAUAUCUGCUCUAACCAGAUCAUGGGCUGGGGAGAGAAGGCCAUAGAGAUCCGUGCUGUGGAGACAGGCCACUUGGACGGAGUCUUCAUGCACAAGAGAGCCCAGAGGCUCAAGUUCCUCUGUGAGAGGAAUGACAAGGUGUUCUUUGCCUCUGUGCGCUCCGGAGGCAGCAGCCAGGUCUACUUCAUGACCCUGAACAGGAACUGCAUCAUGAACUGGUGAAGCAACAUAGUCCCAUACACAGACACAAAACACUCAUACACAUAUAUACACACGCACGCGCGCUCGCCAACACACAAGCAUACUGUAAAUCCAUUCCAGCCUAAAUCUUCACGACAAAGAGUCCAUCUCACCUGCCAUCUUCUGACUCCCCUGAUCUGAUUGAUCUCCCUCUGGAAUGGUAGCUACCUAUGAGACAUCACUACAGGCUUCUAAUGUAAUAUCUCUACUUUGUACUGUAUAUACUUGUCCUGUAGUAUUGUACCUCAGUCACUUGGUGCGCCUGUGUUUAGUUGUAACUACCGUAGUUAGUUCCUUCUUAUUGGGGGUAUGUUAAAAACAUUCCUUCCUGGUGAAAUACAUUUUAAAGAAAGCAAGAUUCAACCAAUAUAAGUCAAUAUUGAAUUGUAAAUAGCCAGUAUCUAACAUGUUUAAAUGGAAGAAAACAUGGGUAGAUUGAUGUCACUGGCAGACGUGUAUAUAACGCCUCCAUUCAGGGUGUGACCACUGACCUGAUAUAUAUACUGCACUGGCACACCCUAAGGUAUUGUUGCAACACUCAAAAUGCUAAGCUUCAGAUUCACUAUGGUUUAAUUAUUCAACUCAUCAUUCAAAAAGAAAAAUUGGUAUUUGAUUAAAACUUGAUUUCAUGUUUUUAUUUUGAUGUUUUUUUUGGAAGGAGGUUUUAAAAAAUUAAAUAAAUAAAAACUCCUAGGAAGACAGACUAUCCAUUAUGUGAACAUAGUAACAUUCUAGUCCCUAGUAAAAUGGAACAUAUUGCUGUGUUCUAGCGUCAUGCUUUCUAUUUCUUUAUUCUCCCCGUGUUUCAUAUCGGGGAUGGAGCUAUUUACCAUUUUAGGAGCCUAUCGAACAGACUUAAGAUAUUAAACUUUUCUCUUGUCAAGAAUUUAAACUAUCACUGCAAACAAUUGAUAUUAUCUGUACUGUUUCUGUAUUUGGUAUUAGCCUAACUGGCAUUCUUACUUUUACUCUACUGUUAUAUUGCAAUAUAUAUGCUGUUCUAGUGCAGUUCUUGUUCAGAGAGGGGAGUUUAGGUUGAAUUAAUUUGUUGUGUGUAAAAUGUACCAGAGGUAGGCAGUGAGGUGACUUAAGAUGUGGGGGUUGAGGGGUGAUGAAGUAUGAAGGUUUUGAUGUGACCGUAAUAUAGAGGACAUAGGAAUUGGGUGAGCGAGUGAUGUGCUUGUUAGAAUAUUAUAAUGGCAGCAGGUGUCCAUGAUCCUUACCUGGGGGAUAGUGCUGGGGUUCAGGCUCUCAUCUGGCGGCUGUAAUCCAGUGAAAAAUAGUUCCCUCUUGCUAGAUCUACUCUGUCUGUAACCUCUGUUAUCGAUGUAUUUUAUGUUCAUUGGUAUGGAUCUUGUUACGUUUGUACUCAGAGAUGUUGGUUUGUAGGGAUAGGGCUGCAGUGGAUAAUACUGAGCUAUCAGUGUGGUUCCAAGCAAUAGCUGUGUGAUUCUAGAGCCAGUGUUGAAAUCCACUGACUGAUGCUUUAGCAGGCCCAGUUUUGUGUCAUAUUUGUCACUGCAAUACUGAACCAGAGGACUCAAACUCAUUGGGAACUUUCAUUUAUCAUCUUACUAAACUAGUUGUAAGGCAACAAGUUGUUGGAUAUAGUGUAUUUGCUAUUGUUUUCCCUACCAAAGUUCCCAAUUGUCCUCUGGAAAUACAUGAAUCUGCUUUGAUUCUUUUAGAGAUCAGGGGAAAUGCUUAAGCUGUGGGUAUGUUAUGUAGUUUAUGCUAAAUGAAUGUUAUAAAUAUAUUUAGUAAAUAUAACAUUAAAUAUAUAUUAAAAUAUAUAAGGGAGUAAAGAACAGAAUCGAUUGACACUUUUAGUACAGUUACAAUUUGUAUAUUUUACUCUUAUGUGAGCAUGCUUGCAUGCACAUAUCUGAGCCAUUCAUCCUGUAUCACAAUUCCGUAUCAAUUCUUAGAUUAGUUUAUCGCUAGCCUAGUGCAUUCAAUAUCAGCUGUGUGCCAUUUGUGACUGAUAUUGCAAAUGUCACAUUUUACACACACUCAACAAGUAGCUCUGGCAGCUGUGAAAAAGUCCUCUUUUCUUAGUUAGCCAAACUGCCAUGUUUACAGUUUAAGCAGUGCCUUGGAGUAGAGAAGGGGCUGGGAGAUGGGUGUUGGGAGGGGGGUGUUGGGGGGGUGAAUAUGACCCUCCACUCAAUCCUCUAACUCUGAACUUCAUGAAGAAGAGGUGUUACUGACAGACGGAUCAAAAUAAUAAAUAGUUGCCUCCCUCGUUAAGAAUGGUGUUCUGUGCCAAUUAAGUGCACUUAAAUAGAAACCAGAACAUCCCAAUAUGUUUCAACAACUUUUAAUGUUUUACAUUGUCAAUGAUUAUAUAUUUAAUUCUGUAAUAAUAACUGCAAUGUUUACCCACUGCUCUUUAAACAUUGAAUGGACCAGUUACAGGGAUUGUGUCUGUUGCCACCAUGUGGAAGAGGAAACAUUCUCUAGAGAAUUUCAACCAUCGUUAAUUUCAUGCAAUUUCAUUCAAUGCAUACAAUCUGCUUGUAUGACACAUUCAUGUGACUAGAAUAUAGGCACAGGGAGAAUGUGCAGUUGAUGGCAGCAAACCAAUUUGGAAUGUAGAGAAUGAUAUGCCUAUAAAAAUGCAUCUCUCUUGAUAUGAUGGUUCUCUAGACAGUGGGAGGGGGGCCAAAAUACCAUAGAAAAGCCAUAUGCUACUUCACAUUUGUUGCGAAUAGUUUUAAUAGUAUUUCAUAUGUUCAAAUGAAACUGAAGCCAGUGACCUGGGUUUUGUUAUGUGGUGUUAGAGGGGCUAGGAACAUGGUGAUAAAGAAGCAGGUUUUUGCUGGUGGUCAAGUGUGUGGACUGGCUGAGAUGCAGUGGGAAAGUAACCAACUUAAUAUAUUCUGAAAGGACUAUUUUAUUAAAGGAUAUGUAAAUGAUAUUGAGAGAUUUAAAUAAAUGAAUGUAUAUCUAUAAAACAGAUUUCUAUAACAUACUUUACUGUCUGGUAUAUUAAUUAAUCUAAGCACAAUGUAUUCUAAUCUACAGUAGAGAGGGGAAAGCUAUGAAUGUGGGUGUGUACGUUAAGACUGAAUGUUUGGACUGUUUUGGUGGGUGUGACAGAUGCAUGAGAGUGAUGGCUGAGCUGCAUGUAUUUCCAGUGGAAGUACAGAUUCCUCUUGAUACAGCCUAACUAGUAGUCAUGCUAUUGGUUGAGAGGGAGUGACCAGUCUAUUGAGGACAUGUGCUGUUCGAUGCAGGAGUAGCCAGCUGAGACAGAAAGGUGGGUGGAUGGAGAGGGUCAACAAUUUGUCAUCAAGUGUGCCAUCUAAUUUUUGUAUAGCAACAUUUCUAUUGUCAAUCCUAAAUAUAAAGUAUCAGUCAAGUGUAGUGUUAUGACAAAGUUGUAACAGUAAAAUGGGCUUUGUUACAUUAAUCAAAUUUUUCAGCCCCACAAAACAGGCAUAUCACGAAGGCUGUCUUUGCCAUAUCAAACGUUGACACUUCUCCUUCAUAAGCAAUAUGAGUGUUAAGUUGAGUUCUCUGCUGUCUCUGUCUGUGUGACUUUGGUGGGAGGGUGUUUAUCGUGGCCUUUAGCAAACUGAAUGUAAGAUGGACGGUUUGUCUGUGUCUCAUAAUUGAGAGAUACCCAUACACUGCUUAAUCUGUUUUUUUGUCUUAAUCCCAAGAAAAUAUACCUUGUAAUCCAGUCAGCAUAAUACACGAACAUCACUUUAACAGUUGUGAUGCUAGUUUUGCAUUGAUGUGUUUAUCCAGUAAUUGCCUUUAUGAGGAGGAUCAAUAAAUUCAUGAUAAAUGAUAAUACAUGAUAAUCAGUUGGGUGGGUUUCCUGCUUCUGUGUAGUGUUUUAUUACCUUCCUCUUGCUAUUGAGGCAAUGACCUGCUCCACCCAAUGUAGUCACACACUAAUCAGACACUCCAUUCACAUAUAUGAUAUAGUAAUACUGUACAACAGGGCUUUUGCCCUAGUACUACACAUCUGAUUCAAAUAAUCAAAGCUUGUUGAUUUGGUUAUUUGAAUCAGCUCUGUACUGCUAGGGCAAAAACCAAAAUGUGCACCCAGGGGUGGCCCCAGGACCGAGUUUGGGAAACCCUGCUGUACAACAUAAUCUUGGAUCUUGUAGAAUAAGAUUAAAGUAUGAAUGGAUUUGUGGUUUUUAAUAGGUGCUUGUGGGAACCAGUACAGGUGAAAGUCUGAAAGCUGAAAAAGCUGAUAUCUUUGGAUGGGUCUAUAAUCUCUUCUUUUUUUUCUCUUUUUUUUCAAUCUCUUGUUUUUGAGAAAUGAAAUGUCUUUUACCAUGUUUGUUUAGUGUUUCUGUUUUGAGGGGUUAACUUCAGAUUGUAUUAAAUAGACUGAUGAACUUUAAUAUUUUAAAAGAUUGUGUUGAAUGAACUCAUGAGUCUGUAAAAGUCUUGAUGAAGAAUUGUUUGAAAAAUAAAACUAUAUUGAUCUCAUCUUAAA